AUGCAAUUUGUGAAAGUGUUUGACAACCACAAAAAAGCUAUUGUUAAGUUGGUUGUGAAUGAACAUAGCAAAAUUAAUUACAAUUAUUUUCGUAGAACAUUUCCCGAUGCAGUUGGAUUAAUUGAGAUGAAUGAAAGCGGUUGUUUUAGUAUACCAUUUGAUAAAGAUGACAAUUUUGUUUGGAAUUGGAAUGAUAAUGUUGUUUAUGAUCUCAUUUAUUCUGAUCCACGUAAUGAUAGGCUUUUCGCGUCAACAUCAUCACCACAACCACCACCACCCACACCCACAGCCUCACACACAACAACAACAACAACAUUUAAGGAUAAAAUUUGGACAUGGAUGGGAGUAACUGGCGGAUUAUUUUCAUCUACAAAACCACUUGACCAAUAUAAAAAAUUUAAUUAA
Molecule: messenger RNA, 405 nt
Organism: Adineta steineri
Lineage: Eukaryota; Metazoa; Rotifera; Eurotatoria; Adinetida; Adinetidae
Source: the annotation of a GenBank genome assembly